GCCGUACGCAGCCAUGGCGUACUCCACAGUACAGAGAGUGGCGCUGGCCUCUGGGCUCGUCCUUGCCGUGUCGCUGCUGCUGCCCAAGGCCUUCUUGUCCCGCGGGAAGCGGCCAGAGCCGCCACCGGGCCCGGAAGGAAAAUUGGGCCGCUUUCCACCUAUGAUGCAUCACCACACGGCACCCUCAGAUGGUCAGACACCAGGGGCUCGUUUCCAGAGGUCUCACCUUGCAGAGGCCUUUGCAAAGGCCAAGGGAGCAGGAGGCGGUGCUGGAGGAGGGGGUAGUGGACGAGGACUGAUGGGCCAGAUCAUUCCAAUCUAUGGCUUCGGGAUUUUUUUGUACAUCCUGUACAUUUUGUUUAAGCUUUCAAAGGGGAAAACUGCAGAGGACCGGAACUGCUCCACUGCCCCACCCGGAAACACCCACCGAAAGAUCACCAACUUUGAGCUUGUUCAACUACAAGAAAAACUAAAAGAGACAGAGGAAGCCAUGGAAAAAUUAAUCAACAGAGUGGGACCUAAUGGUGAGAGCAGAGCACAGACUGUGACUUCUGACCAAGAGAAACGAUUACUGCAUCAGCUCCGAGAAAUCACCAGAGUCAUGAAAGAAGGCAAGUUCAUUGACACAUCUCCAGAGAAGGAAGCUGAGGAAGCCCCGUACAUGGAGGACUGGGAAGGUUACCCAGAAGAGACUUAUCCAAUAUAUGACCUUUCGGAUGGUAUCAAGCGUAGGCAAGAAACUAUCCUGGUGGAUUACCCAGAUCCAAAAGAGCCCUCUGCUGAAGAAACAGCUGAACAAAUGGGAGAGUUAGACGAGGAGGGACCAGAGCACUUGAGCUGGGAUCGUCUGCCCACUGACCCCGGAGUCCAGAGAGAUAAUUCUGUGACCCUGUGUGACCCUAAACCCGAAUCAUGCUCCUGCUGUUUUCAUGAAGACGAGGACCCUGCUGUCUUGGCAGAGAAUGCUGGUUUCAGUGCAGAUGGCUACAGUGAGCAAGAGGAAGCCACCAAGGAAAACUUGCCCCAAGACUUUACAGCCGAAGGGCUGGGGACCAGCACUGAUAACACACAUGUGGGCGGCAUGUUGAGGAAGCGCAGCCCCCAGGGUUUUGAGUGAAAGCAGCCUGCUUGGGAAAGUAUCCAUUACUCUGUCACCAUGGUACCUUUCCUCAGUUCAUCCAUGGCCUGUGCCAUCUGCAUCCUUCUCUGUGUCCAGAUUCACAGUUCUUGGGCCACUACCAUGGAUACAGUCUAUCCUUCCUGGUGCUUGCACACCUGUCACUUUGUAAAGUAGCCUUUAGUGUGAACACGGGCCAGAAUCAGCUCUCUCUCCCUUCUUCUCCCUGUCAGAGACGCUAACCCACUCAGUAACUGUAUUUGGUUGUUUGUGCUUGCAGGUGGCAGCACCUAGGCAAACAUCUGAUCCCUCCUCACGAGCAACAGAUGAUUUACCUGUGAGUGAGUUACUGAAUGGGUUUGUUAGGGUAGGACAGUUGUGAAUGAGGACUGGGUUCGCAGAUAUUGAGGACUUAAGUUUUAAAAGUGAAGAUUUUAGAUUCCCAAAUGCCUUAUUCUUUGGGCUUUCAGCUGGUUAGUGGUCUCCUGAGAAGAGCAUGCUUGAUUCUGAGGCUAGGGGUCCAGAGCACAGCGAAAUAGCUGAGCUACGAUCUCUCCUCAUGGCCUUCUAAGAUACCCUGACUCCUCCAGAGCAGCAGGCCAUGACACAUGGGCCUCUUUGGAGACCAUUUCACUUGCAUAUUCCCUCCAUCCCUAGCUUCCUUUGUCCUUAUUCUGUUGAACAGAAUUGCCAAAUCUAGAAGGACCUUUGAAUGUCUUCUGUGGCUAGAGGGAGUUUGUGUCCCACAGAGAUGAAGUUGGAGGAUGCUUGGAUAUGGUGGUCCUUCCGUGAGGCGCUCAGGUAGCCAGGAAGCCAUGUCUUUGUGAAACAAGAUGGAACCUGAGAAUCCUAACAAGGGUGAGUCAGUUCAUUACAUGAAUUGAAAGUGAAAGGCCGUGUGUCUCCAACAGCAUUCCCAGUCAGGAAAUGGGAGACUCAAAAUUUAAGGAAUUCUGUGAAGCUGGAUAUAAUCUUUAGAAUUCUAUUGUACCUGGCGUGAAUAUGAUGCCAGAAGGUAGUUUGGACCACUCAGGAGCAUACUGCACCGGCUGUCAUCAGAAGCUCUGAGACCACACUAAGAUACUGUCAGCCACUAGAAAGCUUUACAUCUUAGCUGGGGUAGAGAAGACCCUUAGAGUGAGUCUAAAAUCGCGCUGCACUGUAUCAAUCCGUGUAGAAUGGUUGAUUGAACUUGUGCAGAAUGCAGUUGAACAUGGACCGAAGAUGGUCUUGGCAUAACUAAGUAUAAAAAGCAGUGUAGGCAUUCUUGUUUGGGCAAAUUGUUUUCUGGAUGGUUCUGGCAUCCACCAUGAGAAGUUGAUUUAGGAUAGCCCUGAGUCACUGGUUCCAGUGUUUGUUCAUAGGAUACAGUUCUGUUAUGAGGUAAGAACUUGUUUCCUUCUCAUUCGUUAGACAACUGCUCUGUGCUGAGUACUACGGAGACUGAAUUUGUACCUUGAAGAGUUUCAGUUUAAUGUGUGAGUCUGACAGAUGCACUGUGGACCACAGGAAGGCUUGGGAUUGUGAAUUCUUCAAGCAGAUUUCCCUGUGCCUCAGGCUGUGGAAUUUUAGAUCGGCUCCUUAGGCAGUCUGGGCCUGGUUUGGGCAAAGUGAGGGUAGUAAAAACACAGGUCUUUCAGGGCUGUAAGCUGUAAAUGAGGUAGUCAGUGCACAUAGGGUGGCAUGCUUAAUUACGUUGUUAGCUCAUGCAGAUCAUGUGGUAGCUGUUUUAUUAAUCACAGUGUGGACCAUAAACCAUAGGAGCAAAAAAGAACAGGAAUGUUUUUGCCAAAGUACCAGAAAAUUUCAGAAGACACUUUAUGGCAAGCUAAGAACAUGGCAAGGAAGAAAAGGACAUUUGGGCAGAAAGAGUAGGCUAGCAAGAGCAGUGAGUGGGGUGUGUAGAUGGAUAAUCAGUUGGGAAAGGUUUAGAGCUGCUCUGUUAUUAUUGGGGAUGAGCUAUGGAAACAGUUCCCACCAGAAGGACCAAUCCUUCGUGGUUCUUGCCACUCUAGAUGUUAGUUCGCACAUAGGAAUAUAUUUAUUUGUAUAUACUGGAAACUUUGAAGUACCUAUUAGUAAUUUGGAAUAUAGGCUUUUUUGUUUAUUUUCCAGAAUUGUAUCUUUUGGAUAGGAUGAUUUUACAUGUAUAUCCAAUCCAGGGUGGCCAACAUCAAGGGACUGUUUUGUUGUUGUGAUCUUUAUUUCUCAGUAUUAAGGGCUUUAUCAAGGCCCUGCCAUUAGGUCUGCAGUGACCUCUGGGCACCAUAGCCACUGCACAUCACCUAGGAGCAUGCUAGGUAAGUCAGGUGGGUGAUCAGCCAGAAGAUCCCUUAACUAGGUUAUACAGGAACAUGACUGUGCCUCAUUAUCUCAGGGACUAGGCCUGGAAGGUAUGCUGAGAUGUAGGGAUGGAUUUAGCCUCUAAAAGUACUGGCCUGCGAAGAACUAUGUUCUUUGUAUUUAGACUUAGGUGAUAAAAUAACUUAUGGUCUACACUCAGACACUCUGACAAAAGGAACCUAAUACUCAUUGCAUAAUUAAAUUUUCUCAUUGCUAUGUCGAAGGUAACAAUGCAUGAGGAACGUUGAGGGCAGUCCUUCAGGGCAGCAGGAGCCAGAGGACUGGUUCACAGGGAGCAGAGAAAGAUGAUGGAUGAUAGCACUUGACUUGGUUUGCCCCUUUUAUUCAGUCUGGGACCCCAGCUAAAGGGACAGUGCUAUCCAGAGUAAGGAUGGGUCUUCCUCCUCAACUAGACUUUCUUGUAAACAUCUUCAUAGAUAAGCAUGUUUCCAUGGUGAUUCUGAGUCCCAUAAGGUUGGCAAUAAAGUGUAAACACCAGAGGUAAUAGGUAUAAAACAA
Messenger RNA from Rattus rattus (black rat), 3979 nucleotides. RefSeq names its product RIC3 acetylcholine receptor chaperone (gene Ric3). Bases 14 to 1117 code for a protein of 367 amino acids. The transcript is spliced from 6 exons. NCBI's taxonomy places the organism in Eukaryota, Metazoa, Chordata, Mammalia, Rodentia, Muridae. Gene Ontology annotation, biological process: synaptic transmission, cholinergic; protein localization to cell surface. The record is from RefSeq and is a predicted model, not a curated record. Gene Ontology annotation, cellular component: neuron projection; neuronal cell body; intracellular membrane-bounded organelle.